UCAAUAGAUCUAUGUACAAUUGCUAUAAUGAGGCCGUUGUAUUAGACUAUCUAUAUGCUAUUUACAAGCGUCUGACAGCGCUAUGUAAACAAACGAAUUUGCCAACAAUUCGUAAAAAAAAGGGGAAGAAAAGUCUAAGUCUACAUCGAUGGAACCUUGUUAUAUUUCAACAUUAUCGCGUCAUAUGCUUGGCUCUAUGCAAUUGAACUACUUCAAUCAAUAAAAAUCGUUCGGCCAAAAUCAACGGUCUACCUGCAUCAAGACUAUAGACGUCACAUUUUAAUACAAAUGAUUUCAAGUGCUGUUUAUGACAUGUUAUGGCCAUUCUUAAAGCUAUACGUUGACUGUGGACUUUUAUCAAUUUUCAUCACCCCACGAGCCACGUCACUGUCUGUGUUAUUUUGAAAGAAUUGUCCUUCUUUUCGAAGUAAAAGAGAGUUCAUUCUCGCGACAGAAUUAUCAUCAGUCAGAUCAUCCACCAAUUAAGAUGUCCACGCAUGUUGGGAACGUAAGUACAUCAUCCACGACACCUACAACCUCCGACCUGGAUGGUACUGAUGGCAUCACCGAUGCUGAGAUUUUCACCCUCGUUGUGAUGCUGGUGGUGAUGGUACUGUCGCUAGUUGGUAACUUGUUGGUGAUCGGUGCCGUGAGAAUACGAGAAUCGUUGAGAACUCCCAACAACAUCUUCCUGGUGAAUUUGGCGUUGGCCGACCUCGGACAAGGAAUCAUUGCGAUACCACUGCGCAUGACCGAGAUUUUUAACCGAGGUACAGAGCCGCUGGUUCCAUGUCUCAUGGUCCUCUACGUAACCAUCCUGUUCUUUGGCGUUUCCAUGAUCACCGUCGCCAUGAUAUCCACGGACCGCUUCAUCGCGAUACGAUGGCCGUUCUUGUACGUGCAGUACUUCACCAAAGGAAGCGUUCUGACAAGCAUAAUCUGCACCUGGUUAUUCAUGGUCAUCUUUUCAAGCGUUCCCUACCUCGGGGCGGCCGUUACGCCGGAAAUUCCGACGAAAUUCUGCUUUUAUUCCCAGUACCUGUCUCAGGCCUAUCUCCUGACGAUGUUUUCCUUGAUAAACAUACUGAUUAUCAUCAUAUUGCUGUUCACCAACAUCUAUCUUCUCAAGCAAACAUUGAGACAUAUCAUCAAGAUCAAAUCCCAGGUCGUGCCGAUGUCUUGGGACGAGAAUAGCCACAACAGGUCUGAGGAGACGUCACAGACACAACAGGCCCAAGGCACGACCCAGCCAUCAUCCUUAGAUACCCCCAAUCGUACCCGAGCGAGGUACCAUCGCGAAAUCAAGGCAACCAAAGUAACCAUCGCUGUGGUCGGAUUCACCAUCGUGCUGACCACGCCCAUCAUGGUGAUCGAUCUUGUAUCAGUCUGGUGUCCCAUCUGUUCACCAUCGAUCAUAACCAGGAUCGCGGUUGCCAUGGCGUACGCGAACUCUUGCGUCAAUCCCUGGAUUUUUGCUGGAUUCAACAGACUCUAUCGGGAGACUUAUGUUGAAGUCCUCAAAAGAAUCAGAAAAGUCCUCCUGUGUCGGUCUUAAAGUGUAUACUGGAUUGAUGUAGAAGGUCUCCGUGACGGUUCUCCGAUGGACAACUUGGAAAUUGGUACCAGCAGGAUCAUGCCAGCAUCUCUUGUUGGUGCAUGAGAAUUUGUACAGCAUGGUCUCUAUUUUGUCUUAAUUGUCGUGAACGAGUCAUUUUCACAGUUUCACCGAUGUUAAAUAGUCCGAGUGUUAAUUAGUAUUUAUUUCCUGUAUUGAAACCGGCCAAGGUUGACUGCAUAGCAUUAUUAGCAUAGGAAUAUUAUAUUACAUCAAACGCUCAAGAAUCUGCCAUCGUAAGCGCAUAAAUUUAUGAUUGAAUCGAAUAAAAAAGCGGGCGAAUAAAAAUACAAUAUGUGAUAUUUUGAUAUUUGAUAUAUGUGUA
Molecule: messenger RNA, 1940 nt
Organism: Dendronephthya gigantea
Lineage: Eukaryota; Metazoa; Cnidaria; Anthozoa; Malacalcyonacea; Nephtheidae
Product: alpha-1B adrenergic receptor-like
Exons: 4
Coding region: 488-1555 (355 amino acids)
Biological process (GO): G protein-coupled receptor signaling pathway
Cellular component (GO): membrane
Molecular function (GO): G protein-coupled receptor activity
Source: RefSeq, a predicted model, not a curated record